GAGUCUCACUCUGUUGCCCAGGCUGGAGUGCAGUGGUGUAAUCUUGGCUCACCGCAACCUGCAUCUCCCAGAUUCAAGCGAUUCUCCUGCCUCAGCCUCCCGAAUAGCCAGGAUUACAGAUGCGCGCCACCACGCCCAGCUAAUUUUUGUAUUUUUAGUAGAGACGAGGUUUCACCGUGUUGACCAGGCUGGUCUCGAACUCCCGACCUCAGGUGAUCCACCCGCCUCGGCCUCCCAAAGUGCUGGGAUUACAGGUGUGAGCCACUGCGCCCAGCCUUGUGACUGGUUUGUGUUACUGGGCGUAAUGUCUUCAAGGGUCAUCCAUGCUGCAUCAUGUAUCAGAAUUUCAUUCCUUUAAGGUUGAAUGGUAUUGCAUUGCAUGUAGACACCACAUUUCGUCUGUCUCAUCGGUGGGUGAACUGAUGUGAACCAUUGUGAAUAAUGGGGCCAUGAACAUGAGUGUAUGAACAUCUGUUCAACUCCCUGCUUUUGAUUCUUUUGAAUAUGUACCCACAAGCAGCAUUGCUGGAUCAUACGAUAAUUCUAUUUUUAAUUUUUUGAGUCAUGAUCAUAUUGUUUUUCACAGCGGAUGCACCAUUUUAUAUUCCCACCAACGGUGCCCAAGGGUUCCAAUUUCCCCAUAUCCUCGCCAACACUUGUUUUACUGUUUUGCUUUUCACAGUUACCAUCCUAAUGGACACAGGGAUGCUUGUAAAGUGACAACCUUCACAUCUUCCCAGAGGCAUCCCAGGUCACCCCACCUAGCACUGCAGACGCCCACGUGGCCCCACCCCUCACUUGGCAAUAUUCUCAUCAAGUGUCAGCACUAGCUUGUUGUAUUGACUGCUCUGGACUCUAAAAGACAGUGUCUUUUAUUGCAUGCUAUAUCCCCAACAUCUAGAACAGUGACAGGCAAACAGUUGUUUAAUAAACGGUGGAAGGAAGGAAGGAAGGGGAGGGAGGGAGGGAAGGAAGGGAGGGAGGGAAGGGAGGGAGGGAAGGAAGGAAGGAAGGUAGGUGGGUAGGUUGGUUUCUAUUUUCCACCAAAAUAUUGAGGCCCUCUCCUGCCUGUCCACUUGCUCUGGUGCGCCUCUCAACCCUCGCGCCCCACCUGGACUCAAUCCCCCAGUCCUGCCUCUCCUUCCGUGGGCCCCCGGGAAGAGCCCCGACAGCAGCCGGCACAUUUGAUUGGGGCCCUGGACAUUUGGGGAGGUUUGGACACGUUCCCGACAGCCUCCCUGCUGUGGGUUAGGUGGGCCUGUCUCGGGCUGGCAGCGAGGACAACGUUGUGGCUAGGUCGUCAGUUAGUGAGCCAGCACCGUUAGAGCCGCCACACUCCGCGCGCCGCCCACGCGCCCCGCCCACGCGCCCCGCCCUUUCCAGUUUUGCCUCGCCUGCUCGGGUCUUCGCUCCUCUAACCCAUACGAUCUUAGCCCCGCCCCCGUGGUGUCGUGGGUCCACGGUACUGGUCCUCUCCUAGAAAGCCGCGAAAUGACCAGUUCCUCAUUGGCCACACGUUCUCCCGCGCCACCACCGCAGCCACAACAACCGCCACGUGCUCAACCUUGGCGCCUGCCCAUUGGCCACCAGCCUCUACCCGCCCACUCUCCCUUUCCGCCCCUAAUUUCCCUCUUCCUCCUUCCAUUGGCUGCCGGGCUCAGGGGCUCUCUUUCCAGCCUGGGGCGCGCAGCGCCUCGGAUGCGGAUUGGCCGAAGGCGGGGCUGGGAGGCGGGUUAAAGAGCGCGUUGCUGGCUGGGCCACGCGUGCAUGAGAAGGUUCAAUGGCGUGGCAGGGACUAGCGGCCGAGUUCCUGCAGGUGCCGGCGGUGACGCGGGCUUACACCGCAGCCUGCGUCCUCACCACCGCCGCGGUGGUAAGCGGCCGGGCGGACCGGACGUCGCCUUGGUUACAGCCUCUGGCGGGGGGGGUGAGGGUCGCCAUGGUUACGGCGUGGCUCCCGGGCAGCUCUUGACUGGCCCCUGGUUCCACAGCAGCUGGAGCUCCUCAGCCCCUUUCAACUCUACUUCAACCCGCACCUUGUGUUCCGGAAGUUCCAGGUCUGGAGGCUCGUCACCAACUUCCUCUUCUUCGGGCCCCUGGGAUUCAGCUUCUUCUUCAACAUGCUCUUCGUCUGCUGGGACUCCUGGGCAGCCUGUUCUUCCUGGGCCAGGCCCUCAUGGCCAUGCUGGUGUACGUGUGGAGCCGCCGCAGCCCUCGGGUGAGGGUCAACUUCUUCGGCCUGCUCACUUUCCAGGCACCGUUCCUGCCUUGGGCGCUCAUGGGCUUCUCGCUGCUGCUGGGCAACUCCAUCCUCGUGGACCUGCUGGGGAUUGCCGUGGGCCACAUCUACUACUUCCUGGAGGACGUCUUCCCCAACCAGCCUGGAGGCAAGAGGCUCCUGCUGACCCCUGGCUUCCUGUGAGUGUUGAGAGUCCUCCCUCCCUCUCCCCGCCCUCAGAAGGAUCCCCACCGAUGGGGACCUGUGUUGGUCUGUGCUCAACACGGGCCCCUCCCCACAGAAAGCUGCUCCUGGAUGCCCCUGCAGAAGACCCCAAUUACCUGCCCCUCCCUGAGGAACAGCCAGGACCCCAUCUGCCACCCCCGCAGCAGUGACCCCUACCCAGGGCCAGGUCUAAGAGGCUUCUGGCAGCUUCCAUCCUACCUGUGACCCCUACGUGGGGCAGAAAAAAACCCGUCCUAAAGGCUGGGCCCAUGCAAGGGCCCACCCAAAUAAACAGAAUGAGCUGCA
This is a messenger RNA of Pongo pygmaeus (Bornean orangutan), 2749 nucleotides long. RefSeq names its product derlin 3 (gene DERL3). The transcript is spliced from 4 exons. The record is from RefSeq and is a predicted model, not a curated record. Bases 1768 to 2613 code for a protein of 281 amino acids. NCBI's taxonomy places the organism in Eukaryota, Metazoa, Chordata, Mammalia, Primates, Hominidae.